Misgurnus anguillicaudatus (oriental weatherfish) is the source of this 1515-nucleotide messenger RNA. Its product is annotated as placenta-specific gene 8 protein. NCBI's taxonomy places the organism in Eukaryota, Metazoa, Chordata, Actinopteri, Cypriniformes, Cobitidae. The record is from RefSeq and is a predicted model, not a curated record.
GACUUACCUUUAAAAGAGGGUUUGAAGGGAGUGCCUUGUGACGUUUCCAUACUGUAUAUAAAGGACCUCCUGUUUGUACUGUAGCAUCCUGACGGGAGGAUCCUGAAUUAACAAAAGUUCUAGAUAAUGGAGAUUACAACUCAACCAAAAGCAUUUGCUCCUAAAGACUUUCAGACUGGUUUGUUAAGCUGUUGUGAUGAUAUCAGCAUAUGUUGUUGUGGCUUGUUCUGCCUGCCGUGCUUGGGUUGCUCUAUUGCUAGUGACAUGAACGAAUGCUGCGCGUGUGGUUUGGGGAUGCCCAUCCGAAGUGUUUACAGAACAAGAUACAACGUCCCGGGAUCCAUGUGUAAAGACUUUCUUGUCAACUACUUCUGCAUGACCUGUGCUGCCUGUCAGCUGAAGAGGGAUAUUAAAAUAAGGAAGCGUACCGGGGAAUUCUGAGGAAAGCAAAGCAUCAUCUUACAGGAUGUCCCGAAGUAACUUUAUUUUCCAAAGAAAUUUGCCAGUACUGCAUUUGGUCCACAGACUUUAUUCAACUUAAAGAGGCGGUUUCCCGGACAGGGUUUAGGCUAAUCCAGAACUUUAGGCUUUAUUUCACGGAUAUAUGUUAAAAGUAGUCAGGAAUGGGUGUUUUUAAAUUUAAGCAACUCAAACAUGCAUUUUGGUCUGGGACAAUGUUAAGCCCGGUCUGGGAAACCACCCCAAAUGGUUUAUAUCAAUUAUGCUUAUGGGAGGCUUACGUUUACAGAUUUUUUUUUACUUUAAAUGGAUAGUUUACCUAAAAAUGAAAAUUCUGAACUAAUUCAUCCUCAAAUUGUUUCAAACCUGCAAAGGAAUAUAUUUGUAAUCAAGCAGGAACCAGGCGCACCAUUGACUUCCAUAGAAAAAUUAAUACUAUCAAGUCAAUGGUGCUCCACAACUCUUUGGUUACAAUUAUUGCUCAAAAUAUCUUGUAUCUUAUAUCAAAAAAUGUAUUUAGGUUUGAAACAACGUGUGGGUAAAUUAAUAAAUUUUCAUUUUUGGGUGAACUAUCCCUUUAGGCGUUUAGGUGUUUUAUAGGUUCAGUGUCCAGCUAGUUAUUAUUUGUCAAACUUUAAUCUCAAGUUUAUAAACAAAUAAUUUUAUGAUGUUACUUCCCAAUACAUUUUCUUGUAACUACGAUAUAAGAACGAGAAUUAUAGUGAAUAUUUCUAAGGGCAGGUACUGCUGUUACAUGAUCCGGCUGCUUUUUCAAUGGCUUAUUGUUCGUAUAUUUGCUUAUGUACUUAUUUAACUUUCUCCUUUCUUUUAUUUCACUCCAGAACACCGUCUAUACAUACAUCACACUGUAUGACACUACUGUUUAACUUUGCUCUACAUUACAUGGAAGUCAUGCAAUUCUGUUUAUUUUACUGCAUGUACUCUUUAUUAAGAAGAGAGAGAAAGAGAAUGCAUAUUAUUAGUUAUGUUUGUUUAAAUAUUUAAUGAUAUCAAUCAAUUGUAUCUUUAGUUUUAUCAAUCUAUCUGUUUAUCAAA